ACGAUCGUUUGACAGAGAAGGGCGAAGAAGAAGCGCAUCAAAUCCGUCACAAAAUUCUCAAGGUUUUCUUUAUUUCGACCGGUUUUCAUUGAAAUAUUAGUCGAUCUCUAUAAGGAAUGUCGUGAUUUUUGGCGACCGAGCUGUGAAAUGGAAGCAUAGUUUCUGACAGUCUGACACUUCGAACAAUCUGGAUCUAGGCGACCUGCCCUAUCUUUUGACACUUUACGGUUUUUAUUUUUACCGGUUCAGUAUAUCAGACUUGAGAAUAGACUUGAGCAUUAACGUUUAGAACUCUCACAUUCCCAUAGACAACAUUACGAAAUGACUUCUGAUGACAAGUCUUCACUACAAGGACUGGAGGUUUUGAUGAAUGAAUUUUUCACAACAUCGAACAACGAUAGAAAGAGAGAAAUUGAGAAUGUUCUAAACAGCUUUGUCCAACAAAAUGGUGCCUGGCGGUCGUGUGCAUUCUUUUUGAACAACACUAAAAAUCAUUACGUUUUGAUGUACUCCCUGUCUGUAUUUGAGCAUCUUGUGAACAAACGAUGGUCCGGGGUGUCCCAGACGGAAAAGCUUGAAGUCCGACAUGUACUAUCCUACUUUCUCAUGAACAACCAUCAGAGCUUACCUGUAUUUAUCAAGAAUAAAUUGGUCAAGGUCUUGGUUGAUAUUGGCCGUCAGGAUUGGCCUCAUUUCUAUCCGGACUUCUUCACAAACAUCUUAGAGGUACUACACCAACCCCUCACCACCAACCUUGGCCUAAUCAUGCUACGAAUCACUUCAGAAGAACUUCUCUCUUCCUCUGAAGACCUGAGCGUUCAGCGGAAGGAAGAACUUCACAAACUCUUGCUCAACCAAGUGCCGACACUGUUGACAAUGCUCGGGACAUUCCUAGAGAACAUUUUAGAGAAACAUAGGCGGGUAGUAAGCACGGCUACACCACCCCCCUCCCCCACGCAUGGCGAGUCAUCUCAAAGCAUCUCCCCCCGAGGGGACGGUGAACUAAACUUGUUUUCACUAUCACCCCCUCGUGAGAACAACAACAGACACUCGCCUCUAAUAGGUCGGCUUCUCAGCCAGAACAAAACUAAUCUGAACAAUCCUCUUCCUCCUCUUGACCCAGAUUCAGAGGAACUGAGUUCCCUGGCACUUGCAUGUCUUGCACACCUGUUUAGUUGGAUACCAUUGUCCACACACAUUACCCCCUCGCUGCUUGCCACUGUGUUUUGCUUUGCCGAGUUUGGGUGUGAUGUUUUGGCCUCAGGUUCGGCGAUGACCACCGCUGGAUCCAGCACUCGGUUAGGGGUAUUAGCAAUGGAUUGUGUUAAUGAAAUUCUGUCAAAGAAUUGUGUCCCUGCGGAGUUUGAAGAGUUUCUGUUAAGAUUAUUUCAGCAGACGUUUCAUUUGCUGCAACGAAUUACAAAAGACACUGGUCUACAAACAACUGGACAUAAAUUGCUGGAGUUGGACGAGAGAUAUAUAGAAAAGUUUACAGAAUUCCUACGGCUCUUCGUCAGUGUUCAUUUGCGUCGAGUCGAGGCCAAUUUACAUUUUCCGGUCAUAGAAUUUAUGUCGUUACUUUUGAAAUAUACCAUUAAACAGCCUGACAACGAGGUGUUUUUCUCCUGCCUCGACAUCUGGAUGACGUUCCUGGAUUACCUGAGCUCUAAAAUGUUGGACACAAAAGAAAAUUAUGCGACGGAGGUGCAUCCCACCGUCCGAAGGUAUCGUGAUAUUCUGGUGUUGCUGCUGACGGAGAUGUUAAAAAAGAUUCAGUUUACUUACAAUCAAACUGAACUCGAGGAACUGGAUAAUGAAGAACUCAAUGAAGAUUCUGAGACAGAAUGGCAGCGAUUUUUGCGGCAUUCAUUAGAGGUCGUUGCGAAAGUAUCAGAAUUACUGCCAAAUGAUGCAUUUUCUAUCUUGUUUCCAUUGUUCGUGGAAUAUUCGGAAGCGUUCGUUGGACUCCGUAGCGCUUUAGUUAAGACCGCCCAAGGCUGCGAGUUGAACGUGAAAGGAGAGAAUGAGUGUCGACGCAUACAUUGCACGUCACGUGACCUCACGACGCUUCAGAGAAUCUUCGGACGUCUCGCGGGACAUUUCAUCGGAGAAACGCACUUCCAGUCUCGAUUUGAUGACGGCCUUUCUGUCGUAAAACGACUUUGUGAUCUCGCACUUUACAACACCGAGACAAGAGCGUACAAUGUCAAGAGUGACGCUGCAAGAGUUUUAUCAAAUGACUUCAGAGAAGUAGCUGCGGGGACUUUAGCCUCGUUGCAAGUGUACUGUCAUUGGUUGUCACAACUUCAUCUGCACCUUCAAGUCCAUGAACAAUACGAGAAUGAGUUUGUUUCUAUCGUGUCGAGUUGUAUCGACGCCAUUCUUCCUUUAAUUCACGAAGAGGUUCCUGAACGCGUCUUGCUUCCCGCCUCUCAUUUCCUGGUUUCCUUGACGACCAGUGUUCGACCGUCGUUUUUCGUUUCCUUGGAAACAGUUCAGAAACUGUACCACGAGGUGACUAUUGGGAAACUGAGGCGGACCGCGGUCGAGAUAGAGACGCUCAUUUUCAGAGCAUUGUCAAACGCUCUUGUGUUACCCUGGCCAAACCAAACAGACGAUAAACAAGAUUGGCCAUCACGUAGCAACAAUCACGAUAACCUGAUAAAAGCUCUGACUAUAAAUUACCAACAAAUGACAGAACACACGAGCCUACCAGACAGUAAGCGCUUCCACGCAGAAGCUAAAAGCUUUAUCAGACGAACCUUGGGGAUAUUGAAAGAUCUUGUUGAAGCUGUCUCAGGGGAAGCGACCAAAUCGAAAACCAUUGUCUAUAAAUCAGUUCAGGAGUCCUUGCACACAACUCUAACGCUAUUCCCAAUAUACAUACACGAACCAGACGUGGUUGAAUCAAUACUCGCCUUCCUUCUCGCUGUUUUCGGGGCUCUUCAACCACAGCUUGGAGUCGCUUACACAGAACAAAUUAUCCAUAGGCUGCUGGGGAUGUUCACUCAGGAUCAAUUACGAGAAACAAUGUCGCAGGAAAUGUCGGCCGGCACGCGAGUUCUCGAAAAAUUUCUCCGAAUUUUAAGACUUUUAGCCCAGCAAACCGGUUCAUCGUUUAAAACGUUGUUGCCGAAUAUCAUUACUUUUUGUUUGGACCAAAUUCACCCACUUAUUGCAGAGCGUUCCGCCCCAGACAUCAAGACUGAAUUCUUUGAGCUGCUACAUCAACUUCUUUUAAACAACUGGCGAUAUUUCUUUCGCCCAAAUGUUCAAACUAGAGUUACUCAUGGAGACGACGGUGCCUGUGAGAAUCAAGGGCAGUUUGUUAAAAUGAUGGAGGCGUUUGGACAGACUUUCACCCAAACUGAUAUAACUGUCUUCAAGCAGAAUCUUCUAAGUUUAGAAGAUUUAAAUUUAAAACGAAAACUUUAUCAAAAGCCAAUCUUCAGCGAUGGGAUGCUGUUCCACUUUUUGAACGUGUUUCUUCAGGUCUUAGUUCGUCGUUCCCACGACUUGUUGCAGGAGGAGAUCGCCAUAGCUUUGUACAACAUGGCUUCUUCAGACUUCGAUAAAUUUUACCUUCGAUUCUUGCCAGAGUUUUUGACAGGCUGCGAGGGUCUAUACGCUGAACAAAAAGCAGAACUUUCUAAGUCGUUUAAAAUGGAUAAGGACUUGCCAUCAUUCACACGGGGUGUUCACCGUUUCGUCAGCGACGUGCGAUAUUAUCGAAUUUACAAUAGCAGUCUACCCUCGGGAACUGUCACGUUUUAAACUAUGAAAAUCGCAUGAAAAAAUCCUAGCUUAGCGU
Dendronephthya gigantea is the source of this 3811-nucleotide messenger RNA. Its product is annotated as exportin-6-like. The coding region runs from base 322 to 3774 and encodes 1150 amino acids. Gene Ontology annotation, molecular function: small GTPase binding; nuclear export signal receptor activity. Gene Ontology annotation, biological process: protein export from nucleus. NCBI's taxonomy places the organism in Eukaryota, Metazoa, Cnidaria, Anthozoa, Malacalcyonacea, Nephtheidae. The transcript is spliced from 23 exons. The record is from RefSeq and is a predicted model, not a curated record.